This is a messenger RNA of Porites lobata, 621 nucleotides long. Lineage: Eukaryota; Metazoa; Cnidaria; Anthozoa; Scleractinia; Poritidae. The record is from the annotation of a GenBank genome assembly.
AUGGCUAUUCGAGUACUGUUCUUAGCAGCUAACCUACCCGUUCUUUUUGGGGGCUUGCUUUGGAAGUGGGAAGUUCCACGCAAUGGCCACGAGUUAACAAAAGGCCUCAAACUUUUGGGAUUGAAGCCAGGCCCACUGGGCUACUUCAAUUCCUUCUACAUGGCCUUUACCAAAGCAGAAGCGGACAGAUUUCCCAACCUGGUGUCCUACCACUCGAUGUUGAGAAGGAUGAAAAUCUACAACAUAACUCGGGAAUCUCAAGUCCUUUUGCAUUCAAACAGAAGCAGAUUAAGGAGGGAUGAGUCUAGUGACAGCGGCUCGAUGGACGAGCCGACGGGCUCCUCCUUCCCUGUUACUGACCCUAGAGGUCCUUGUGAGUCUAAAACAGAAGGCCUUUGUGACAUUUGUCCGGCUGUUACUAGACUUGGACCUGAUAAGAUACCCGAGUUUAUUAACGUGAUGGUGUGUAGAGGACAGCAGUCCUGUGGACAAGGUUCGGUGAGAGGCGAGUGCAAAAAUUCUUCCGUGACUCAAACGUUCUUACAGAGAACAGGUGUGGAUGAAUUGGAAACUUACUUACAGGAAAUUACUCUGUGCUGCGAAUGUGCACUGUUCGGCUAA